AUGGAUAUUGCUCUGACAUCGUCUGGAGCAAAUGUCGCUACAUCUUCGUCCUCAGGGCGAGCUAAACGAGUACGUGGAAAGUGGACAUCAGCAUUUCGAGUAAUGCAAUCACUGCAUCGUUUUAGACAUCCGUCUCAAGACACAUUUUCUGAGAAGCACAGCGAUUACUCGACGGAAUCAACACCUUCCAGGGAAACAAACGUAGUAGAUCCAGUUUAUUUGGCACUUAAGCAAGCAACUGGUAUAUACGGACGCCGAGGUUCAUCAAUACAAAAUUUUGAUUCCGCUACAUCAUCACCUCGUGAUCUGUCAUAUGCAUCACUGCAAGAUUCUGGAUAUGUUGAAGUAAGUCCCAACCGAGGUGCAAUGAUCAGCUCAACUCCUCAACUUAACCAAUCAGGCGGAGGAAAGCGCCGUCCACCGAAAUUACAAAAACAGAUGAAAUCGCUAUCAUUGGAUUGUACUGAUUCGCCACCUUCCAUGGCAAAUAGCGUACAUUCACGAAACAAAUUAGCACCAAGCACAUUGCACUGCAAUAAUAGUUCUGGAGACAUAUCAGAAUGGGAGCGUAGUCGAUCAUCGUCUGGUCCAUCUCCUCGAUCAACUCCACGUCGUAUCAGUUCUUCAGAUGUUUUACAAGGAUCUCAUGUAGUCAUUCAUGAAUAUGUGCCUGAACCUGACAGAGCCUUAUGUUUAGGCGAUCGACUAAGAGUUGUUGAUAACGGUGAUCCUGACUGGCUUUAUGGUUUCAAAACUGGUGAUCGAACAGAUCGGCUGAUAUCUUUUCCAAGUACUUGUGUUGCACUGAUUCAUCCUGGUGAGCAACCAAUGUUACUCAGACAAAAUGUUGUAUUUGCACAACCAGAUUCCAUUAUUGCUGGUCGCAUAUUGGUACGUACAGAGCGUCAUGCUCUCGUACAAUGUCCGCUGCAACAUCUCAUGUUACUUUGA
Thelazia callipaeda (thelaziosis nematode) is the source of this 951-nucleotide messenger RNA. The record is from the annotation of a GenBank genome assembly. NCBI's taxonomy places the organism in Eukaryota, Metazoa, Nematoda, Chromadorea, Rhabditida, Thelaziidae.